Homarus americanus (American lobster) is the source of this 389-nucleotide messenger RNA. Its product is annotated as inverted formin-2-like. The transcript has a single exon. The annotation marks the transcript as partial. The record is from RefSeq and is a predicted model, not a curated record. Lineage: Eukaryota; Metazoa; Arthropoda; Malacostraca; Decapoda; Nephropidae.
AUGGGUGCCGCCGCCCUUGAAAGAGCCUCUUGGGGCGCCACCAUCCCUGGGAGGCCAUCUAGGGACACCGCGUUCUCUAGAAGGGUUUCUGGGGGCGUCCGCGCCCCUGGGAAGGUCCCUGAGGCGCCGGCGCCACUGGCAGGGUCCUUGGAGGCGCCACCGCCCCUAGGAGGGGUCCUUGAUGUGUCAGUGGGGGAGUCGCCGCCAUUGGGAGGGUUACUGGUGCCGCCGCCGUCCCUGGGGUCGCUACCAUCCCUGGGAACGUUCGUUGGGACGCCGCCGUCCCUGGGAGGGACUCAGGGGGCACCAUCGCGCCUGGGAGCGCCGCCGUCUUCGGGAGGGUUUCUGGGGGCGUCGCCGCCCCUGAGAUCAACUGGCCUCACUCUAAG